AAACUCUAUGCGUAUGGUUCUAUGAUGUGUAGUAUCGCAAGCCAAAUGGGCCAAAAGCGCGCUGUACGCACAUGAGCCAUUCUUCAUAAUUAUUUCGGACGUAUCAAUUGCACAACGGGCGCACGAAGCGAGCUCCUCAAACAGUGGUCAUGCCGCAGACAGCGUCGUCGUCCGUAGAAGUGCUCCAACAGCAAUUAACAAUAUGCAGAAGCGAAAUAGCCAAUUUGCGGACGAAAUUGCGGGCAAUGAGCGCACAGUUCAACAGGCAGUGCAAGGAAAUUUUGCAGGCACUGAAAAUUCGAAAUGGCACUACUGAGGCUACACAUCAUCAGGCACGAGACUGCGAAUCGGCCGACAGCAGCAGUUUUACAUUCCAGCCAAUAGGAUACGUUCAGACAGCAUUUCCCUUCAAGAAUGGAACACCUCGUCAAGGCUGCAUUUGUCCUGACAGCCAGGCAGUUCUGAUAUUGGACAAGCAAGUUUUCACAUGCCCCGAGCAUAGCCUGGAAGGCCUUGACAAGUUUUCUCAUGUCUGGCUGCUGUCAGUGUUCAACCGCAAUACCAGGAAGGAAGACUCAGGGGAGUUUGCAUACCGAAGCAAAGUUCAACCACCCCGCCUAGGUGGCCAGACCUGGGGUGUCCUGGCCAGCCGCUCCCCACAUCGACCUUGCCCUGUAGGGCUUACCUUAGCCCGGUUACACUCUGUCCAAGGUUCUGUGCUGCACCUGUCUGGAGUGGACCUUGUGGACGGGACGCCAAUCCUCGACAUUAAGCCCUACUUGCCUCAGUACGACAGCCCCCAGCAGGGGACUUUGGAUGAGAUACCAGACGUUCGAUGGGCAAGCUGGAUUGAGGAGGCCACCACACUGGCAGUUGACUUUACCCCGAGGGCGCGAGAGCAGCUCUCUCGUUUCCACGGACGCAGCAGCCACCCGGCUUUUGAAACACCCUGCUCUUGGUGCUUGCAGCACUUCGAGGACUCGCAUGCCGCAGCCAGAGCAUUGGAAUGCCUUUUGAAGGCCGACCCACGUUCUAUUCAUCGCAAGGACAACUGUUCAGAUAGGCUGUACUACUGUGUCCUUGAUAGCAUCCACGUCACGGCAUGGUUUGAUGAAGGUCGAGCCGAGGUGCUCAAACUGCAGCCUCGUGUGGAAGGCGAAGGAGACGAGCCUGCUGGUACAAGCCGGCUACCAAAGAGAUGUUAAUAAAAGAAGGCUGCUACGCCUUAAUCUUCAAGGGUAGCAGUUAUAAGUUGCAA
This is a messenger RNA of Dermacentor silvarum, 1258 nucleotides long. RefSeq names its product tRNA (adenine(37)-N6)-methyltransferase. The transcript is spliced from 5 exons. Bases 150 to 1205 code for a protein of 351 amino acids. The record is from RefSeq and is a predicted model, not a curated record. NCBI's taxonomy places the organism in Eukaryota, Metazoa, Arthropoda, Arachnida, Ixodida, Ixodidae.